This is a messenger RNA of Humulus lupulus (European hop), 737 nucleotides long. Its product is annotated as ureide permease 1-like. Bases 327 to 725 code for a protein of 132 amino acids. NCBI's taxonomy places the organism in Eukaryota, Viridiplantae, Streptophyta, Magnoliopsida, Rosales, Cannabaceae. The record is from RefSeq and is a predicted model, not a curated record. Gene Ontology annotation, molecular function: uracil:monoatomic cation symporter activity; allantoin:proton symporter activity. Gene Ontology annotation, cellular component: membrane. Gene Ontology annotation, biological process: nitrogen compound transport. The transcript is spliced from 5 exons.
UAAUGCAAAUAUGUGAAGAGGAGGGUAGAGGUAAAGAAAGACGAAAGGCUCUCUUGGAGAAGGAAGAACAUAAAUGGAAGGAGAUAGAAGCUUCUCUCAUAUCCUCUAUUCCUAAUGCUGGAAGCAGGGAAGCAGCAGCCAUGGCAGCUGCUGUUCGUGCAGUAGGAGGUGAUUUUGUUCUUGAUGUUUCUAGCAUUGCUCGCAGGAUAUGUUCAACUCAAUUAGCUCAUCGAGCCCUUCAGGUGUGUGCUUUUGUUCUUACUUGGACUAUGUGACAAUUGGAAGAUGUUUCGGCUAGAAAAGCAAAGGAUAAUUGGCCUUCUGUGAUGUUUGCAAUGGCAAGAGGGGUGGUACUUAGCCUUGGAAAUCUCUCAACUCAGUAUGCUUGGGCUUUUGUUGGCUUAUCAGUCACAGAAGUGAUCACUGGAAGCAUAACAGUUGUUAUAGGAACAACCUCGAAUUACUUUUUAGACAAUAGAAUUAAUAGAGCCAAGAUCCUUUUCCCUGGCGUUGGCUGCUUCUUGGUUGCAGUUUGCCUUGCUUCUACUGUCCACUCAUCUAAUGCAGCUGAUAAUAAAGAAAAGCUUGAAGGUUUUUCAUCUAAAGAGGGGUGUUUGGGAAAAGCACUCUCAUUGGACUGUCCAUAUGUUUCUUUGCUGGUGUUUGCUUUUCUCUAUUCUCACCAGCAUUCAACUUGGCAACAAAUGAUCAAUGGCAUACAUUGAAAGAUGGGGUUC